UGGCGGAUUGGUCGGCGGCCGAGUGACGCAACGCACAAGGUGGGGGGGGUGGGUGUCGCGCUGCCGCUGCCGGCCGUAAAGCGCGGAAGGUCAGUCAGGCCUCCUCCUGCUCCAGGAGUGGUACUGAGUUAACGUCUGAACACGUCUAGGUGGUGCUUUCAGAAAACUGACAAGCAGCUGCCAGGAUGUUCCUGCGAUUACUGUCAGAUGUACGGUGGCAGGCGACUCACCCAAAAUGGAGAAGAAUGACCUGCUCACGGCGCAGUACCUCAAGUACAGCAGAACCUGCUCCGGUUCCCUUGCCAGCAGAGGCGCAGGUUGUCAUCUGCGGUGGUGGAAUCAUGGGCACCUCUGUGGCUUAUCACCUUUCCAAGAUGGGUUGGAAGGAUGUAGUCUUACUUGAGCAGGGCAGAUUGGCCGCUGGUACCACUCGCUUCUCUGCCGGCAUCGUGAGCACAGCCAGGCACCUGUCUGUAGAGCUGAAGAUGGCAGACUAUUCAAACAAGCUCUACCAGCAGCUGGAACAAGAGACGGGAGUAAGCACAGGGUACGUGAAGACAGGCUCUAUUUCCCUGGCGCAGACUCAGGAUCGACUAAUCUCUCUGAAACGCAUCGCUUCGUCACUGAAUGUAAUGGGGAUACCUUGUGAAAUUAUCACCCCAAAGCAAGUGGCACAGCUCCACCCACUGAUCAACAUCCAUGACCUUGUGGGGGCCAUGUAUGUGCCAGAAGAUGCACUCGUGUCAUCUGCCAAUGUGAGUCUGGCUCUGGCAACCGCUGCCUCACGGAAUGGUGUCCAGAUUCAUGAACGGACAAGUGUCAGUCAUGUCUCAAUCCAGAAGGGUCGUGUGACUGGAGUCGAGACUGACAGAGGACAGAUUAAAUGUCAGUACUUCGUCAACUGCGCUGGCCAGUGGGCCUAUGAGUUGGGCCACUCUGGGAAGGAACCAGUCCAUAUCCCACUCCAUGCCUGUGAACACUUCUACCUCCUGACACAUCCUUUGAAGGAACCUCUGGCAAGCAACUUACCAACUAUUGUAGACCCAGAUGGCAGAAUCUACAUCCGCAACUGGCAAGGUGGCAUCCUCUCCGGGGGCUUUGAGAAAAACCCCAAACCUCUCUUCACAGAGGGACGGAACCAACUGGAGAUUCAGAACCUUCAAGAAGACUGGGAUCAUUUUGAGCCACUUCUCAGUGCCCUUCUGCGCAGGAUGCCGGAUUUGGAGGCUCUGCAGAUCAUGCAGUUAGUGAAUUGCCCGGAGUCCUUCACACCAGAUAUGCGAUGCAUCAUGGGAGAGUCGCCCACCGUGCGGGGCUACUUCGUUCUGGCUGGCAUGAACUCGGCUGGUAUCUCAUAUGGUGGGGGAGCAGGCAAGUACCUGGCAGAGUGGAUGGUAAAUGGGUAUCCAUCAGAAAAUGUCUGGCCUCUGGAUUUGAAACGUUUUGGUACCCUUCAGAGCAGUCGCACUUUCCUCCGGCACCGUGUGAUGGAAGUAAUGCCCCUCAUGUGUGAUCUGAAGGUUCCCCGUUGGGACUUCCAGACUGGCCGGCAGCUGCGUACUUCACCACUGUACGACCGCCUGGAUGCACAGGGAGCUCGGUGGAUGGAGAAGCACGGAUUUGAGAGAGUCAAGUAUUUUGUCCCACCUGGGACAGAUCUGCUGGAUUUGGAACAGAGCAAAACCUUUUACAAACCAGACUGGUUUGAUAUUGUGGGUUCUGAAGUCAAGUGCUGUAAGGAAGCGGUUUGUGUCAUUGACAUGUCAUCUUUUACCAAGUUUGAAAUAAGUUCCACAGGAGACGAGGCCCUGGAGAAUCUGCAGUAUCUCUUCUCAAAUGACCUGGAUGUGCCAGUUGGGCAUGUUGUGCAUACAGGCAUGCUUAAUGAGAAAGGAGGUUAUGAGAAUGACUGCAGCAUAGCACGGCUGAGCAAACGCAGUUUCUUCAUGAUUUCCCCUACUGACCAACAAGUCCAUUGCUGGACCUGGCUGAAGAACCGCUUGCCCGAUGACAGCAACCUGACCCUGGAAGACGUGACCUGGAAGUACACGGCUCUCAAUCUGAUUGGCCCCCGUGCUGUGGAUGUCUUGUCAGAGUUGUCAUAUGCCCCGAUGACUCCAGAACACUUUCCCUCUCUGUUUUGCAAGGAGAUGAGCGUGGGCUAUGCUAAUGGCAUCCGUGUGAUGAGUAUCACUCACACAGGAGAACCUGGAUUCGUGCUUUAUAUCCCCAUAGAGUACGCCCUUCACGUCUACAACGAGGUGAUGAACAUGGGGCAGAAGUACGGGAUUCGGAACGCCGGUUAUUAUGCACUCCGCAGCCUGCGCAUUGAGAAGUUCUUUGCGUUCUGGGGCCAGGAUCUGGAUGCUUUUACCACUCCUAUGGAGUGUGGACGUGAGUUCCAGGUCAAGUUGGAAAAGGGAACGGAGUUUAUUGGCCAGGAAGCGCUGUUGGAACAGAAGCAGAAUGGUGUGUACAAGCGCUUUACCAUGUUCAUUCUUGAGGACCACGACACAGAUACGGACCUCUGGCCCUGGUGGGGAGAGCCCAUUUUCCGCAACGGCCGCUACGUGGGCAAGACCACCAGCAGCGCCUACAGCUACACCCUGGAGCGGCAUGUCUGCCUCGGCUUUGUACACCACUUUGACGAGAAGACGGGAGAAGAGCUGGUGGUGACAGCUGACUUCAUCAACAACGGCGACUACGCAAUCGACAUCGCUGGGCAGCGCUUCCAGGCCAAAGCCAAGCUCUACCCCUUCAGCUCCCUCUUCACGCAGCGUCGCCGCAAGGAUGAGGAGGAACUGAGUGGCUACCAGAGGGAGUAGUGCUGACUAGACCUGACUCCUUUUCCCAAACUGGAGUCUUCUGCCACCAUCUUCCAGUCUUCUCACCCCAUAUAUUUCUUUCUUUUCCUUUCUUGUUGUGCAACUUUUAAACUUUUUCCAGUGUGUUACAUUUUGUAUAUUUUAAAACUUUCAUUUUUGAGCUUCCUCGAUCCUGUCUGUCUCCCUCCUUCACCCCUUUGCUUGCCAGGAGCCCCAGUGGAUGAAGCGCAGUGCUCAGCAUGCAUCCAGAAGUCCACGGUGAUGGGAAGGGUUCAGGUGAAGCCCUGAGGACUACACCCUUCCUGUCUCCUCUCCAGCAUAAGGACAGCAGGUAUUUGCUGCCUGUAGUUCAGACGAAAGCUGUGACUUCACCCUGCUCUCGCAUAUCUUCUUGUAGAGGGGUCAGUACGUCAAUGCACACAGCAAUAGAACGAUCAGCUACCUCACUGGUGCGAGACAGAGCGGUGUGUGAGCAGCAGCCAAGAGGCAGGUUUUGGUAUAGUUCAGCCUGUCACUGCCUCCCUUUGUACAUUAUUUCUUUACCAUAACGAACAGGGAGUCAAGUAGAUUUAAUCAUCAGAUCACUGAGGUGACAGUAGCACUGGUAAGUUUGUUGUUGUUGCGAUUGGAUCUUUGUGUGGGGUCACUGAAAUUAGAUGACCUCUAAAUGUAAGUGAAGAUCAACACCUGUGUUUCACUUCUAUAAAGGAAUGGGAUUUGUUUGGGUUUUUUAUUAGCAAAAAUACUGAAUUCGAACAAAGACAAAUGUUAGUGUUUAAGCAGUGUUGAAAAGCUGCUUCUGUUUAAGCUGCACAGUAUACAGUCUCUGGGGAUUUUCUUUCACUUUAUGUGACUUGGUCAAGCUCCUCUGGCAAGGUUCGUGCAGUGAACACAAGUUUCAUGUAAAACUUGGGUUGGUUUGGGGAACUUGAACAGCAGGAGGGGACAACUUAUUGUGUUUUCAGCUGCCUGUGGUUGUUUUGAAAGUCAAAGACCCAGCAUUUUGCUCACCUGUGGUGCUGGCAGUAUUGCAGGAAACAUUGGGUUUUCUUCUGAUGGUGAGAGCAGCUCAGCAGCUCCUGCCAGUCUUGAGAAGUCAUCUUCUGUUCUUCUCAAAUCUGUUGCCCUUCUUGCUUCUCUGUCUUGGUAGUUCCUCAGCUGGAGGGAUUGAGUAGAGAGAGAACAGGGAGUGUGACGGUGGGACUAUAAAUUUCUUUCCUUCAGCAAAGCUCUUUGCUGUCACGUUCCUCACACAGAUGCUGCAGACAGUGCAGCUGGGAUUCACCCCUUCUUCAAGUGUCCAAGUGAGGUGAUUCAAACAUUGAUGGUUAAUGGUAAAUAAGUGGGGGGAUGCUGAAUUCUAUUGCACACAUUUCUAUCUUCUUCUUCCCAUUGUGAGCACAGUCAACAGCAAAGAUUCUCUUUAUUUACUUGAAAAAGGUCUGUUAAACAUUUCCUUUGCCUCUGCCACUCACAUACUCAUCAUGGUGUUUCUACUCCAUCAUCUUUCUGUCUGGAGUUCAAACACAACCCUGCACCAAUGUUUGCCGUGACAGCCAUGAUGAACAUUUUCUCUAUGAUCUAGAGUCUGUUUUGGGCGCUUUCUUUUCUGGGUAAAUUGUGAGCGUCAGUAGUGUAAAUGGGAGCUCAAAACCUUGCCUUAUUCUUGUUUGAAGUUUGUUUUCUACUGCUUUAGUUGCUUCAGGUCAUGCCUUCCGUUGAGUCUGUGGUCUGCGGGUUCAUGAGUCAGAUGUUCUCAGGAUGCAGAAGGAGUUGGCAGCAAAGGUGGAAAUCCAAAACGUUCACACCUUAAAGCAGGUUGUCAGAGCAAGCUCCCCCAUCCAGGGUGAUAUGGCAGCUGUGAAGCCAAGGAGUGAGAGUAGAGAAAGGGUUAAGAGAAUUAAGAAUUGGAGCAUGUGGUGUAGUAGGUUGAAUGUAGAUGUCACUUCUUCAAGCUCUCCUUUGUGAAUGGUGAAUUCCUUUGUAGAGUGUGACCUCUUUGAGGGUUUCAACUUUCAAAUUGACAUGCAAAAGUUCCCAUCUCUGAAAUGCAGGGGCCAGAGUAGGACAGCUUUUUCUUGUUGGGAAUCUUGCAGCUGAGAGUUUUCUGUGUGGCUGCUGGAGGCGGAGAUCCCACUUGGUUGCGAUUUCUUCCAAACUCCCCUAUUAAUUGCUGUUUGAAUAAAAAUUUUGCCUGGUGUAUCAGGAUUCAUUGCUUAAAUGAAAGAUUCAUAAGGCAUCUUAUAGCAGUGUGAAAUCCAGUUGCUUCUUACUUGUCUUUGCCGCGUAGAGGGAUACUAUGAUCCCACAAGGAGGACCUCUGCUCUACCAGCCUGUCACCUGGGAAUAGUGCACCAGGUCACUCCGGAAUACUUGUCUGUCCUCUUGUCCCUCCAUUGGUUUUAUGGGAUGUUACUGUGCCUUCCUUAUCCAGGGAAACAGGCACUGAACCAAAGAGUUCUAUACAUGAUAUGUAGGAUGUCUGUUAGAGCAGCCCUUCUGAUUAGCGUUUAUUGGUGAUUUGUUGUUGCUGGUGAGGCACAAUGCUUCUUCAGGAGAAAAUGAGGUAUACAACUGAGGCGAGCUAGAGUACUUCAUGCAGCUCCUGAAGAGAGAAGUCGGCUAGAACCCUUCCGUUUGUUCUCUGCAGUUAGAACUUGUUGAGACCAAACAGGAAAGUUAGGAGCAUUCUGUCUUCUACCAACUGCACAUUCCUGAAGUAUCAUUUGAGUUGCAGCCAGAUUAUAUUCCUCCUUGGGAUUAUUUUUUCUUUGCCCUGAUUUAUAGGUGCCUUUUAGUUCCUCAGACAACUUUUGGUAGGGGUGUCUCUUCCCACAGCAGUUCUGACAAUAAAAUUGUGUUUUAUGAGCUACUUUUGUCAUUAUGUCUGCUUGGGUUUAUUUUAUGUCUAUAUCUACUGACUUUUCAGUACCAAAAAUAGAGAGUGAAAAUAGUUUUCCAUCAUACCGAUAGAUAGAGCAACACUUUGUGUGAUGUUAUGUUUGCUGUUUGAGACUUGGAGAUAGGUGGUUUGAUAAUUGCCAGUCUUGCAGCUCAUUAACACCCACUCUGGCUCUCCCUGCUGUGAAUUCUGAUUCUAGUUUUAUAUCUGAACCUGUAGUCUUCAGCUGUCAUUCAAGCUUAGUUGAUUUAAUGUCUGGCAGCUAUUUUUAGCCUUAUAAUGUUAAAGAAUAGUUUGCCUUCACCAACUUAAAUACUCGUCAAGGGGACAGUUGGAUAGCAUGUUUUAAAAUAGUGCUAGAUCCAGAGGAAGGUCCUUCUAGCAUAGUAUUUUCUUCCAGAGGUAUUAAACGGUGAUGUAAGACUCUAAUGCCUUUAUCUGAUAAGUAAAAGUAGAGCACCUCAGAAAAGAACAAAAGCAGUUCGAGAGUUACCACCUUUAGUACGACUGGAAAGUAGAAAAUUAGAAAUCAGAUCUUGGAAGCUGCUCUGACACAGCCUUAGCAUCUAAGAUGGUCAAUAAUGUGGACUAUAAAAUUGUACAUCAUGAUUCUCAUCCUUAAAGUUACCUUAAAAUGCAUUCUGCUGAGAAAGGCAGUUUGUUCUCACUCUGCGUGGUAAGAAGAUGAACUUUGGCUGGGAAAUACUAAAAUAGCAUCCCCCUCCUCUGCAGCAAAAGGGGCGAUGGCCUCGUUCUGUGCAGCAGCAGCAGCUCUGCCCUGUGCCAUUAUCAGUUCUCAGAGUUUUGCUGUCCAGAAUGGGAACAGCCCCAUAGAUUUCGUUCACACAGGCAGCCUUGCAAGAGAAACACUUGAAGGAAAGCUAACUGGGGAUCAGUUAAAGAAAAUAUUUUAGCUUUUUGGCUAAAAUGUUAUAGGUUGAGCAUAGCUCAAUUUAGGAUAAACUUAUUACCCAGCAGUGACAAAUGUUAAGGCAAGUGUGGCCUGUGGGCGGUGUGCACUUGGCACGUGUGGGAUUGUUUGUUCUUACCCCAGAAGUCAGCACCUGAGUGGGUUUGCUGGCAUGUGGCAGUGGUGAAACUCAAUGUGCAGUGUUCCUGUGUGCUGGGAAGGGCUCGCUUGCCCCAGUGCUGUCUGUAGUGCGGGGAGCUUGUGUAAGAGGUAGCACUUACUGGGCAGCCUCUUCCAUUACAUGGUUUUUCCAGAGGUAUUGCGUUGUCUUACACUUGUUGUGUCCUUGCCUGAGUUCUCAUGUUCUGUUAGGCCUUGAGUGAGUACGGAAAGGCUUGGGUAAAAAUGGUAUUAGGGAAUAAGGAGUUUAUUGUUCAUGUUUAAUGAUCUGAGGAUAAAAUUAAAGCAGUCUAUGUAGGAAUUAUGUUUUCUGUUUUAGGAGGGUGUGUUAUAGUGAUUUUCACAUGUAUCUUUGCCAGACUUAGUUUCUUCUUGUUUUCCCUCUCUUGUUUUCCCUGUGCUGACUCUGGUGUCCAGAUUUGAUGUGCCUUGUUGAACAGUUUCUUACUAUUACUUUGUGGGAAGGAAGGGAGGCUGUGAAACCUGCACUGCAUCUCUGAGUCUUGGUGCAGAGUUACUUUCCUCCUUUCUACUUUUGCAUUCGAGCUUCCACUGAUCCUGUUGCUGUUCCUGCAACACCUCCAGACUCCAGCCUGUGCUGCUGCAGGACCUCUCAUGGUUAAGGUUCUUCUCUUUGUUCCAUGAAGUGCUUCAUCAUCUGAGCCAGGUUGGCUCUAGAUCUGUCUCUUUGCCUUGAUUUAAGCUCUUCAGCUUCUAGAUGGUGCAGGUACCAACAUCUGAACUUCCAGGCAGGUUUGCAGCCACUGUGUGUUCAAUCCCCUAUCCCUGUGCCAGGGUUUUUCCACUCUCCUCAGCACUUCUCUCAUCUCCUUCCUCAGGCAGCUGAGCACAUCACUUCCUUUUGUCCAUCAGAGAGUGAAGCACAGCAAAAUAAAACCAGGCAAGGGGAUGGCAGAGUGGCUGAGCUGAGGUAGAAGAAGAGACCACUUAAGCCCAGCCUUGGAGAGAUUAUCAGCCGUGAUUCCCAGCUCAGGAAGCAUCUUCCUCUGCAGAAUUAGUGCUGGACAGACGCUGGGUGACUACAAUGGCUCUGGACAGAAUCGGGACAGCGUUAUCGAGGAAGCGAGAGUGGUGCUGCCACUUGUUUUCCAACGUACAUUUCCCUCUGUCAUUUUGGGAGAGGUGGGGAGUGUGAGCACCAGUUUGCUCAGAACAUUUGUCUCUCUCUGGCAUGUUCUUGCAAGUUGCAUCUAAGUGUAAAGGUACAGCAUUGACAUCGCUAACCUUGUCCUUCCAGCACACUUUAACCAAAAUGGUUACAUUUUGGGAUAAAUCUAUAAAAACAAGAUAGUUUCCGUGCUUGGGUAGGAGGGGGCAAGCUGCUUGCAAGGGCAGAACUUGUUUUAAUUUCAAACAGAACACUUGGCUGCUGAUUAUGUCCAGCAAAAACAUUCACAACCUCGAGAUUUGUCUUCCCAAAUUAUUUCAUUAUCAUACUUCAUCAGGCUAAUUUCCACCUACUUCAGGAUGCUUUUUUAUUUUAAACUCCCUUUUCUUUAACUGAUUGUUUGGGGUUUUAUUUUUAAAGAACACCUUUAGUCAGAGAACAGGACUUGGGGAAGGAGAGGUUAAUGUCAUCAGAUGACUUCAGCUGUCUCUAAAAGCAUUGGAAAAUUUUCUUUGCACUUUAAACUUUCCUUAAGCAUUAUGAUUGUAGUGUGCUCAUAGCCCUCGGCAAGAGUAGUCUGUGCAUUUGAUAGAGGGGAAAAAAACUUUAAAUAUUUGUAAAUGCCUUAAAGCAUUAAAGUGAGGUGUUUGGGCCCUGCUUGUGCUUGCCGCUUGAUUUUUCUUCCUGGAAAGCUGUGUGCUGAGCGUUCAGAGCAGACACAAACGUCAGCAGAUACUUUUGAGCAAGUCCUGGGGAGGGUGGAAGCUGCUGUUGCAGUUUGCUGCUGAUCUGAGGCUGGAAUUUGUAUUGAACUAAACUAAAUGAGCUGGGAGCCCCUGUGCCUGUACAGCUGCCUGUGUUGAUGCCUUCCCUAUUUUUUUUCCCCCCGGAAAUGGAUUUAUUCCCUGUAUCACUCAUGCUAUAACGGGUUUUCUUCUUUCUUUAAAGAAAGAAGCCUGGGCUGGUGUAGAAUUCUCUGCAAGUGUCCUGUUGCAUUACAGGAAACAAAAUUCUCUGCUUGAACGCCUUCCUGCUGUACCAGCUGCGUUUGCAGGCAGGAGUCGGGAGAAGCAGGAGCGGAGGGAUGUUCUGCUGCCCGGGAUGUUUGUUGAGAUGGCUCUGAGACUUCUCGUCUCCCAUUUGUCUCAAAGCUCUGCUGGGUUCCUGAUGUCAGGCGGACUGCUGGGAUCCAGCACAAAACAAAGCGUUGCUUUGCAGGGAUGACACGCCACGCUGACUUACUUUGUUCAGAGAUAUCACCUGUUUGGAAUGAGGUUGUGCCAUGAAGAGGAGUGCUAAAUUACAAUGAAAGAGGCACCAGAGGAAGGUGUUCACAUUAAUGUUUAUCGAUUUGUCAAUGCUGGUAACAGCUGAUCUUCCCACACAGAUGCUUGACACCUGCUACAAGCAGAGCAGAUACUUGGGAGCCGUCAGCCAUCCCAAGUGGGGCGUGAUCCGUUCUGUGCCUAUGGAGAAAAGUCACUGUCACCUUUCACCGUGGCACUGCUGAGAUUUCGUCCACUCUACAAAGAAUUUAUCCUGCUUUUCCCAUAGUGGAACAGGUUUCACUUACACCUUUCUUCCGGUGUAACUGGAGGCACAAGAAUGUCCCUGAAGUCCUCGAUGGGUUCUCCUGUGCCUCAUGGUCAGGCUUGCACCAGGGCACAUCUGUGCUUCUGGAGAAGCGACCCAGGCCACGCGUGGGGUAAGCAGCACAUGUGGGUGCGAGGGCGGGUGUUUCCAGCUCUCCCACCACGUGAUGUUUCCUGCAUCUUCAGGAAGAGUUUGGGAAAACCCUCCUUGGCCCAGAUCAGCUCCUUGCUGCUGCUCCUAAGCCGACUUGCUUGCUUUCCGUCGCUUUCUGCUCUGGCCCUGCAGCUCCCGCCACAGCGCGUUUGACAGGAGACCUGAGCUCUGUGGGAGAAUCUGUCCCGAUUCUUGGACAGGUGCUUGGUGCAGGUCUCCUGAGCACAGACUGCCAUCUUCUGAACUUCUGAACCAGUAUGUCCCAUCCCCACCAUCGCUUCUGGUUAUCAAGUGCACCAGUUUCCUUGUCCAAUGCCCCUUCAUGCUUUUAAUCAGUCUCCCAAUAACAGAUUUUUAAAGGGCUAGGAGGACUUCUGAAGCGGGCUACUGCUGAAAUUUCAAGAACAACUGAAGUUUGAACCUGUGAAAGCAUUUUUCUAGUGCCUUACACUUGAGAAUGUUGCACGAUGGAUGUAGCUGAGGUGGAACAGAGCAAGGAGCAACUUCAGUAGCUUGGUUCCCCAGCCUCUAGAGCCAUCUCCAUCUCCCCUCGCGGAGACACCAAUAGACACCAACAGAUCAUCUCUGGCAACGCAGGGAUGACACUUUUUAAAUCCCUUUGAGCUCUGGGCUUGUAGAAAUGUUGAACUGUAAAACCUUGCAGCGGGUUGCCUGCCUCUGAGAGGAGCGGUGGUCUCACCUCUGCCAGUUUUGGAUUCCAAGGGGUUUAGGAGAGACAAAGCUGCUCUGACCAUGGUGGAGGACAUGGACACUUGUUCCCAAGCGCACAAGUCGGGGUGAGUUUGCUGCUCUCCACUGAGGCCGUGUUGUUAUGUACGCUGUAUUUAUAUCAGGCUUUAUUUCAUUUCAUAUUUGGGUUGGCUUAAAUGUUACUAGGUUUGUAUAUUAAUAAAGAGGUGUUUUAACUAC
Columba livia (rock pigeon) is the source of this 10622-nucleotide messenger RNA. RefSeq names its product pyruvate dehydrogenase phosphatase regulatory subunit (gene PDPR). The transcript is spliced from 18 exons. Gene Ontology annotation, molecular function: oxidoreductase activity; protein binding. Lineage: Eukaryota; Metazoa; Chordata; Aves; Columbiformes; Columbidae. Gene Ontology annotation, cellular component: cytoplasm; mitochondrial matrix; mitochondrion. The record is from RefSeq and is a predicted model, not a curated record. The coding region runs from base 186 to 2825 and encodes 879 amino acids.